Pimephales promelas (fathead minnow) is the source of this 5188-nucleotide messenger RNA. NCBI's taxonomy places the organism in Eukaryota, Metazoa, Chordata, Actinopteri, Cypriniformes, Leuciscidae. The record is from RefSeq and is a predicted model, not a curated record.
GAUCAAUACAGAGAGCAGGAAGAGACUGAAAAAAUGAAUAAUCUAUUUUGCAGACUUCAGCUUGAAGUCAGAGACCACAAUAAACUGAGCACUGCAGAAGUUCAUCAGUUAUCUAAACAUUCAUUACAGUCACGUGAGUCUUGUGCUGAAGAGGAGCUGAUUCAGACUUUCAUACAAAAACUACUGAUGCUGGAUUACAGAGCGAGAUACAUUGAAACUAAUCAAACCAAUGAGGAGGAUCACACACAAUCAAGAGACAAUGACUCAUGUCAAGAUGAUGGUGAUAUAUUUACAGCAAUGUCUUUGUCUAACAAAGGGACAAGUCAGUUUGAGCGGAUACACCCAAUGGAUAUUCAGAUGGCUGUGUUUCAUUGUGCUGAUGGAUUCCUGAAGCAGUUGAUGGUCACUAAACUGUCCCAGUGUCAGUACGCUCUGCCUCUGCUUGUUCCUGAUCCAUUCACACAACAGAUUGAGUUUCCUCUCUGGACAUUCAGACAAAUCAGCAAGAGCUGGAAGAAGAGAAACACCAACAAUGAAAUAUUUAGUCAAACCCAUCCGGUCUACAAGGCACAAACUCCGAUGGUGUCUUUCUUCAGGUUUGACUCUGUGUCUUUAUCCAAGUCUGAGCUGAUGAACAGUCUGAUCAAUGACAAACACAACACGUUCUUCCACAGGAACUGUCCAGGCAGCAGCAGAACCAGAGUCCUGAUGGAUGGAGUGGUGGAGAUCGCCUGGUUCUGCCCCUCUGGGAAAAACACGGAUAAAUUCACGGACUGUGUUGCGUUCUGUAAUCUACAUGGUGAUGCAGGAGAUCAUGAGAAACAGCUGCAGAUCCUCACUGAACUGGCCUCAGUCAAUGUUGUUCUUCUACCACAACUGGACAAGAAUGACAGAAGUGCAGGAAUGAUCCAGAACUUGUACAAAGACUCAAAGCCACUCAUUUGUCUUUUUACUGAGGAUGAAUCCGCUGUAACUAAGCCGAAGAAAGGGAAAUUCAAGAUUGGUUUGAAAGACAGAAAUCGGGCAGAUGUAUCUGAAGAACUCAGAAGAGUCAUAAAUGAGUGUCUCUCAGAGUCAUCUUCCACUUUCAGACUUGAAGAAGUGUCCAAACACUCAGACAUCAGAGUAGAUGAGGAAGAUGAUGAAGACUGCAGGAGAGGAAGAGAAGCAGCACAGCAGAUGAUGAGUUUACUGGAGAAGAAAGAUCUGACAAAAAUCAAAGAUUCAUUUCUGCCUCAUCAGGGUAAACUGUGGCGUCAGUGGUGUCAGAAGAACAAAGAACUACAUCGACCUCAAGGAGAUGAAUUAGAACAGGAAAUAAGUAGAAAACAAACAGAGAUGAAGAAAAUACGGGAACAGCAGCAUGCAUCUAACAUUCAUAAUUUUAUAAAGUUGUUUAUAAAAGGCAUUCACUUGAAAGCUGAGAUACAGGUGUAUUUUCUUAAAUGGCUUGGAAUAUUCCUGGAUGAAUAUACAUCAAAUGACAUUUCUGUUCUUCAUAACAAAUAUGAUGAAAAGUGGUCAGCACUUGUAAAACUGAAAGAGAAACAUGUUAAAUCUCAAAAACUGACAGCUGAACAAACUGACCUUGAGAGAAUAUCUGAGGAUCUUCAAGCCGCAGCCUUUGGUUUGGAGCACAUCAUGAGGGAGAUCGGUCAGAUCUAUGAAUCAUGUUCAUCUGUGAAGAAGAACAAGAAAGGCCUUCAGUUUCACUUCUCUUCUCUCCCGAGUCUCGCAGCAGAGAUGAUGAUCUCUGGGUUUCCACUGGAGCUGAUGGAUGGAGAUGCUGCUCAUGUUCCUGUGAUCUGGAUCUCUGCUGUUCUAGAUGCACUCAUCCAGAAACUGGGAAAUCAGAGAGUCUUUGUGCUGUCAGUUUUAGGGAUUCAGAGCUCUGGGAAAUCCACCAUGCUGAACGCCAUGUUUGGACUCCAGUUUGCCGUCAGUGCUGGCAGGUGCACCAGAGGAGCUUUCAUGCAGCUGGUCAGAGUCUCAGACGAGAUGAAGACACAGAUGAACAUCGACUAUAUUCUGGUUGUUGAUACUGAGGGUCUUCGUGCUCUAGAACUGACUGGAAGAUCAACAAGACAUCAUGACAAUGAAUUGGCCACAUUUGUUGUUGGCCUUGGAAACCUGACCUUGAUCAACAUCUUUGGUGAAAACCCAUCUGAGAUGCAGGAAAUUCUUCAGAUUGUUGUUCAGGCCUUCAUGAGGAUGAAGAAGGUCAGACUGAAUCCCAGCUGUGUGUUUGUGCAUCAGAACGUCUCAGACGUCUCAGCUGGACAGAAAAUAAUGGAGGGAAGGAGACGACUGCUGGAGAAACUGGAUGAGAUGACAAAACUCGCUGCUGAAGAGGAAGUCUGUGAUGCAGAAUGUUUCAGUGAUGUCAUUAGAUUUGAUGUUCAGAAUGAUGUGAAGUAUUUUGUUCAGCUCUGGGAGGGAAACCCACCGAUGGCACCACCAAACCCAAACUACUGUGAGAAUAUUCAAGAACUAAAGAAAACUAUUGUGUCUCAUGCCUCAAAGUCACAUGGAAUGAUGUUGAUAGACCUAAAAGAUCGUAUUAGAAAUCUCUGGGAGGCUUUACUGAAUGAACGAUUUGUCUUUAGCUUCAGAAAUGCCCUGGAGAUUUCAGCCUACAGGAAACUGGAGACCGAAUACAGCAAGUGGUCCUGGAGUCUACGCAGUGCCAUGAUUGAAACUGAGAACAAACUACACAACAAAAUAGAAAAUGAAGCAAUCCAUGAGGUUGAGGAAACUGAUCUUCAAAGAGAACUGAAAAAGACAAGCGAAGAAGUCAAAAAAUCAAUGUCUGAAUUCUUUGAGAAAGACACAGAUGCAGAUAUCCUCAUUCAAUGGAAAAAUUCAUUUGAAAUCAAAACUAAAGAGCUUCAGGAAAAGAUUGUAAGAGAUACAAGGAAGAGAUUAAAUGGUAUUCUUAAUCAGCGAGACCUGAAGAAAACGAUUGAUGCUAAGAGGACACAACAUGAAAACACUCUCUAUGAAAAGAGCAAAGAACUUGCCUUAAAACUCAAAAACAAAGCAAAUGAUGAAGAAACACUGAAGAAAGAGUUUGAUUUGUUUUGGGAUCAGAGUGUGAACAAGAUCCCCAGAGACACUCAUGCAAUCAGAGACAUUGAUAUAUUGAGAGAUGUGAAAUUCCUCCUUGGUGACAUCUGUGAAAGUGUUCCUGUAGACCACUGGAAAGAUGGUAGUGAGUACAACGACAUUUUCACUGUGGAAAGUUAUUCUGAAUAUGUUGUUUUCAACAAUUCAAAAAACACAGUUGAAAGGAUAAUGACGAGUAUGUGGAGAAAUGUAGAGAAAAUUGCCGAGAAAUUAGGAUUUGCUCGACCUCAAGAUGAUGAAGCCCAGAUUAGAUCAUUUGUCCUAAAUGUUGCUCAGGAGACAGAAAAAAUUAUUCAGUCUUUUAACAUUUCAAAGAUGGGAUACAACAACAGCUCCAUUCAACAGCUCAUAUAUUACAUCAAGAAGAGGAUAACAAAACAAGAAAAAACAUUGACAUAUAAGUUCAAUAAUGAAUUUUUUGUUGAUUUGAUUAUUUCUAUCUGUAUGAGAGCAAACAAGAUGAUCACUGACCAACACAGAAUGUUCAGAGAUGCCAAUGAUCCUGAAAUAUAUGUUGACAAAAAAAGAGAAGAGUAUUAUAGUAUUUUCCAGAAAUACUGUCAUGGAUCAACAUCAGCUGCCAUUUUUGGAGAGAUCAUCUGUCAGAAACUGAAAGAGCCCAUUGAGCAGAGUCUCUACAAGAAGACUGCCAGAGAUCUGACAGAUGAAAUGAGAUCAAACUGUGAAUCACUGAAUGGAAACAGAUCAAAUCUGGAGAAACACAUCCUGAAGACACUGGCUGAGAAAGAUGAUUUUGACAAAUACAUGAACUACAUCAAAACUCCCAGAGAUCACUUCAAGAGUUUCAUCAGAGAUGAAGUCAGUCAGUACAUCACUGAUAAGUUCAGUGUCACUGUUUUACCCAAGAUGAAGGAGAACAUUAAACUCCUGCAGAAGAAGAUCAUGAAAGCAGCUCACGAAUCUAGUGAACAUGUUCAAGAGUACAGAGGAGAUGUGGGUUUGUGGUUGAAGAGUUUCACACAGCAGCUCUCAGAUGAGCUGAUCUUCUCUGAAAAAGAUCUCAGUGGAGUGAAGCAUGAUGAUGUUGAUGAUUUCAAACUUCUUGAAGAUGUAAUAAGACAAGAACUUCCUGCGAUAAUGACUGACAUCUGCAGUAGAUUCAACACAAAGACAUUUCCAGUAAAGCUGGACUAUAAGUUCAGGCCAGAUGAGCUUCUGAUUGGUCACCUCUGUCAGUGCUGUUGGGUUCAGUGUCCGUUCUGUAAAGCCAUCUGCACCAACACCAUUGAGAACCAUGAUGGAGAUCACAGUGUCCCUUUCCAUCGUAUUAUUGGACCAAAUGGGUGGUUUUACAAAGGAACAACACACUUGGCUACUGAAAUCUGCACAUCAGCAGUAGCAAGCAAUCGUUCUUUUUAUCCCAAUGACUCAGAAGAUACAUUCCUCUGGAAAGAUUACAGAAAAGCAGGAGGAGUUUAUGCUAACUGGAGCAUCACCCCUGAUCUCUCUGAACUGCCCUACUGGAAGUGGUUUGUGUGGAGAUUUCAGAAAGAUCUGGAAAAACACUACAGUAAAACAUUUGAGGGGAGUGGUAAGAUACCAGAUGAAUGGAGAAAAUACUCUAAACAGGACGCUAUUAAGAGUUUGGAUCAAUACAUUUAAUUGAACAAAUUCAUUAUUUUCUUUUGAAUGUCAGAACAUUUUGAAAGGAGUUUCUGUUCUUUACAUCAGUGACUCUGAAAUUAGUACAGAAUAGAUUAGAGAGAAGAGUUUAAACUCCAGAGAAUCAAUAUAAGACAAAUAACUACUACUUGCAAACAUAAAAAUAAUCAAAUGUAAUCCAUCCAUGUUUCAUUCUGAUUUAAUUUCUAAUUCUGGAUUGUAAAAGAUGUGACGUGUCUGUUAGUGGUUGGAUACUCGUUUUGUUUUGUGCUUUAAGAAUUAUUAAAACAUUGUUCAUGUGAAAUGGGGAUGAUAAUAUAGGGAAGUGUGGUUCUGUACUCUGGAAACAGAAACAUGUCAGACUAUUUUUAAAAUGAUAUUUAGUGUCUCUCUCCAGAUGUCGAGUUAUAAUAUCUAAAUAAAACCAAUCUAAUCUGCA